This is a messenger RNA of Pseudomassariella vexata, 1563 nucleotides long. RefSeq names its product hexose transporter. The transcript is spliced from 3 exons. The coding region runs from base 1 to 1563 and encodes 520 amino acids. The record is from RefSeq and is a predicted model, not a curated record. Gene Ontology annotation, biological process: transmembrane transport; carbohydrate transport. Gene Ontology annotation, molecular function: carbohydrate:proton symporter activity. NCBI's taxonomy places the organism in Eukaryota, Fungi, Ascomycota, Sordariomycetes, Amphisphaeriales, Pseudomassariaceae. Gene Ontology annotation, cellular component: membrane.
AUGAAGGACUCCCAGAUCGUCGGAACCGCCCUGGCGGAGGUGAUGCCCCAGAAGGGCAGAUACUGGUUCCAAGAGUCACAUCUCCUUCGCCUCAACUUACUACUCCUCGUUCCUCUUCUUUCAUCUUCAGUAUCAGGCUACGAUGGCUCCCUGAUGAACAGCCUCCAGUCCCUCCCGCAAUGGAAAGAAUACUUUGGCCACCCAGCAGGAGCAACCCUCGGUCUCGUCAACGCCGCCCAAUCAAUCGGCUCCGUCAUCGCAAUCCCCUUCGUCGGGGAUCUGUCUGACAAAUAUGGCCGCAAGCCGAUUCUCCUCUUUGGCAUCAUUCUUAUCAUCAUCGCGACGAUUAUCCAAUCUGCCUCCAUCAACCUGCCCAUGUUUGUGGUGUCGAGGUUGAUCGUUGGAUUCGGAGGCAUGUUUGUGGUGCAGCCCAGCCCACUGCUUAUCGCUGAGUUGGCGUACCCGACUCAUCGGGGGAAAUACACGUGCGCAUUUUGGACUAUGUAUUAUCUGGGCGCCAUCCUCGCCUCCUGGACAACUUUCGGCACACAGUCCUAUUCCGGCGUCUGGGCCUGGCGCAUCCCCUCAAUCAUCCAAGCAGCGCUCCCCCUCGUCCAACUCACCUUCUGGUACUGGAUCCCUGAGUCUCCCCGCUGGCUUGUAGCCCAAGACCGCGCCCCCGAAGCCGCCGCCCUCCUCUCCAAAUAUCACGCCGGUCAGCCCAUCCCCGGCGAGGCAGCCCACACACCUCUGGUCGCCCGCGAAUUAUCUGAAAUCGUGCAAACUAUUCAUUUAGAGAAGACGGCUAAAACUACAGGGUGGAUAUCACUGAUCUCUACCCCUGGGAAUAGAAAGAGGACUAUGAUUGCCGUUUGUUGCGGCGCUUUUGCGCAGUGGAAUGGGAUUGGAAUUGUGUCGUAUUAUCUCACUCUUGUGUUGGAUACCAUUGGCAUCACCGACACUUUUGAACAGACGCUCAUCAAUGGGUUGCUGCAAAUCUUCAACUUCGGCGCUGCUCUCGCUGCCGCUUUCCUCGUCGAUCGUCUGGGGAGGCGCACUUUGUUCUUAUGGAGUAGCGUUGGCAUGCUUCUGUCCUAUAUCGUCUGGACGGCCUGUUCGGCUGUUAACUCAGACACGGGAUCAAAACCAGCGGGUAUUGUGGUGGUCGUUUGUUUGUUUACUUACUUCUUCCAUUACGACAUCGCCUGGACACCUCUACUAUUUGGCUAUCCAACGGAGAUUUUCCCCUACAGUCUGCGUUCAAGGGGGAUCGCCGUCGAGCUGUUCGCUAUAUACGGGUCGCUCGUCAUUGCUGCAUUUUGCAACCCCAUCGGGAUCGAGAAUAUUGGGUGGAAGUACUACAUCGUGUUUUGUGUGUUUCUGAGCUUGAUGCUGCCUGUUGUGUACUUUACCUUCCCCGAGACCAAAGGGCACAGCUUGGAAGAAAUCGCGGUUAUCUUUGAUGGUAAGGAUGUAGCUCUUGUGGAAGAUGUCGGCGCCGACGAGAAGGAGAACCUGAAGGCUGGUGGUAUCACAUCCGCAGCUCAUACUGAGGAGGUGUGA